Toxotes jaculatrix (banded archerfish) is the source of this 2868-nucleotide messenger RNA. RefSeq names its product lysophosphatidylcholine acyltransferase 2 (gene lpcat2). Gene Ontology annotation, cellular component: endoplasmic reticulum. Gene Ontology annotation, molecular function: 1-acylglycerophosphocholine O-acyltransferase activity; calcium ion binding. The transcript has 14 exons. Lineage: Eukaryota; Metazoa; Chordata; Actinopteri; Toxotidae. The record is from RefSeq and is a predicted model, not a curated record. Bases 164 to 1741 code for a protein of 525 amino acids.
CAGCCCGGUUCCGCUCUCGCUGGUGUGUGUCUGCCCUCGCCAGUGCGAUCGUCCGAUACGGGGAGGAAUGAAAGAGCAGGGCCCCCCCACUGAGGAAGUGAGAUGAUAACAUAACAGCAACCAGACUACAACAUUCGUCCGCGUCUUCACUCCCUGGACCGCGAUGCCGCCGCAACGAGUAUUCGCCCUACCGAGGCAACAAUCUCUGCUCCUGCCUGCGGUCAUCAACCCGUUUGUGCAGGACACAAAACUAACCAAAGCUGCUAUCAUUAAAUGUGUCCUCCUGGGAAUCUUCCUGGUCCCUCUUCGUGCCAUCCUGCUGUCCCUGGUUCUCAUGGUGACAUGGCCAGUGGCUGUCAUAAUAACCUUCAGGCAUCCUUUGAAAGGAGCUGUGGAGCCAAUGACAGGCUGGAGACGAUUCAUGUGUCGGAAGAUGAUGGCUGCCUUGGGGAGGACUUAUUACUUCUGCAUGGGCUUCAGAGUGGUGGUUAAGGGCAAGCAAGUCCACAGCAAUGAGGCCCCCAUCCUGGCUGUAGCCCCCCACUCCACCUUUUUCGAUGGGAUUGUGUGCAUUGUUGCAGGCCUACCCUCCACCGUGUCCCGUGUCGAGAAUCUGGCUACGCCCAUCUUUGGCAGGUUCGUGCGCUGUCUCCAGCCAGUGCUGGUGUCCAGACAGGACCCAGACUCACGGAAGAAUACAAUCCAAGAGAUUGACAGCAGAGCCAAGUCAGGAGGCCGCUGGCCACAGGUUCUGAUAUUUCCAGAGGGAACAUGUACAAAUCGCUCAUGUCUUAUCACUUUCAAACAAGGUGCCUUUAUCCCAGGAGUCCCUGUGCAGCCUGUGAUUAUGAGGUAUCCUAACAAACUGGAUACAGUGACUUGGACUUGGCAGGGUUUCAGCUCGAAGACACUGCUGCUUCUAACCCUGUGCCAGUUGUACACCACAGUAGAGAUAGAGUUCCUACCACCACAUAUCCCCACAGAAGAAGAGAAGAAAAGCCCGGCUCUGUUUGCCAACAGAGUCCGAGAAACUAUGGCCAGGGCUUUGGGAGUGCCAACAACAGACCACACAUAUGAAGACUGCCGCCUGAUGAUCUCGGCUGGCGAACUAACACUGCCCAUGGAGGCCGGCCUGGUUGAGUUCACCAAAAUUAGCCGCAAACUCCAACUGAAGUGGGACAAUGUGAGGAAAGAACUGGAAGGCUUUGCCUCUAUGGCCAGUUCCUGUAAGGGAGGACGGAUCACCAUUGAGGAGUUUGCCGGGUUCCUGAAGCUACCUGUCAGCUCAGCCCUUGAGGAACUGUUUGCGCUGUUUGACAGGAACGGAGAUGGCACUAUAGACUUCAGAGAGUACGUCAUCGGUGUGACCAUCUUGUGUCGACCAGCUAACACUGAAGACGUUCUUCGAAUGGCUUUUCAGCUGUUUGACACAGAUGAGGAUGAGAAAAUCACCCGAGAGGAGUUUACUGCCCUGCUGCGCUCCACUCUGGGUGUGUCAGAUCUAAACAUGGCCAAGCUUUUCAAGGAGAUUGAUGCUGACAGCUCCGGUUUCAUCACCUUCAAUGAAUUUCAAGCCUUUGCUAUGACCCACCCAGAGUACGCCAAGCUCUUCACCACCUAUCUGGAGCUUCAGAGAUAUCAGGCAAUCCAGGAGGCAAGGCCAGGUGACCUGGUACUGGCUGGUCAGACCAGUUUAGGGGAACAACAGGAAGACAGCACCUCUGACAAGAAAGAUGACUGAGAUGGACGAAAACCGUAAACCCUGACUGACAGAAAACUGUAUUCACUGCACUGAGAAAGAAAAGGCAGCAACUUUUAGCAAAUUCAAGUCGUUUGCUACAGCGGAGCCAUAUUUGCAUUGGUCGUGUGCUUGCAUUUUCUAGACAUGGUUUUUAGAGUGCGUAUAUUUUCGAUUUUAGUGCCUUAUAGAGAUUUUAAAGAACAGCUCCCCAAGUCACUGCACAACAAAUGUCUUGUUGAAGACUAUUUCCAUCUGUAAAGUUUGGUCUGUGUGUGCAUGUGUGUGUGUCUGUGUAUGUGCGUGCUUUUGUUACGUGUCCAGUGAGGGGGGGGGGUUAGUCAAGCUUGACAUGAAUAUGUCAGAAAACCCAGUGUUUCAAUUAACUGUCCAGACCCUGUGGUCUUUGGAGUUCUAAUGUUAGUGACGUGUUUUACGAGAUCCGUAAAUAUUUUCUCCAGAUCACCUUGAACUGCCUCGCCAUGUUUUUGACUUGGAUACACCAUUCUCUGUAGCCUGAGCUUACCCUUGCUUGGACUUAGGUAAACGUAGAUUUGCGUACCUCCUCCUUUGUCUUUGUGGUCUUCUGUAAACGAGUGGAAAAAUUGCCAAACCAACACCUUUUUAAAUAUAAGCAUAAGAGUCCUCAUGCUUCUGUGUUGCUGUAUAAUUAGUCUACAGUAAGCUUUAUUAAGAUCUUUCCAAUCUGGCAACAUGCAGAUGUCCUGUAUUAAAGCUAUGUCUACCAAGAGCAUACAUGCUGUGUAUUACACUUUUUUCCAGCGCUCAGGGACACAGACCAUGUAAGACGGCUGUAUAAUUAGCCAGAGGUUUGCUUUGCAUGUGUAUCUAUUUGCAUUUCUACUGAAGAUUGUUUUGCUGAGACAGCAGCACAUCUACGCAGCUUUAAGAUUACUAAAGCAAAUCAGCCAUUGAAAAUAGGGCAAUUUGUGAGCAAAAAGGCAACAGGGCUUCUUCACAACAGUAUAUUCCAGUGGGGUAUGCUUUCAGAUUAACUAGCAGCACUGUUAUUUAUUUAGCAGGGUGGAUUGCAAUUAUGUGAUUUUUUUUUCUUUUUUGUUAACUCGGCAAAGUUUGCUUUUUAAAAUAAAGCAAGGAUACAGUUUUAA